AGUGAGAGUACGAUGAUGGGGAAAAUAAAAAUCCCAAGCAGAAGGGCACCAGCAAAUGAAGGCAGGGCCUCGGGCAAAAAGGAGGGCGCUCGGCGGUAUAAACAACCUCCGGGGCCUGCCGCCCUCCUCAGCCGGAGCCCGCGGCCUUCAGCGGGGCGGCGGCCCCGCGGUCCCACCCGGGCCUCCCGCCCGCCCUUUGUCCGCUCGUGGUUGCGCGGCGGCGUCGCCAAGCGACGGGCAAUGCGGGCGGCGGGGCCGGCCGUGCGGGAGCAGCCGGCCGUGCGGGGCGGCCGAAGGCAGCCCGCGGCCCGGGGCCGUAGCCAGGCGGGACGCCGCAAGGCGCAGGGGCGGCAGGCGGCCGCCAUGCCGGGGGAAGGCGGCGACAGGCGGGCGGGGGCGCGGAGAGGAGCGGCGCAGGGUGAGCUACAAGAAGCGAUUUCUGCUGAUGCAGCAAGGGAACAAACAGCUGUUUACUCAGAUGACUUUGAGAGUGAAGAAGUUGCCAUAUUAAACGGUAUUGUGGAGGAAUGUCGUAAAAGCAAUUCAGAUGCUGACAGCACUAAGAAAUCUGUUGCCUUUGAGAGUCCUCUCUCAGAUGACAGUGCAUCACAAAAAGCAGCUGACUUAGAAAAUGAAGGUGCUGAUGACUUGACUUUAUCCUUUCAUGAAAGGAAGCUUCAGCAAAAAACACUUUCAGAAAGUGAAAACAUACAAGAUGACAGAAUAAAUGAAGUGUGCUGUUUGGAAAGUAAAAAUGAAGACAAUGCCAGAAAAAAUAAUGAAGAGCAUUCAGCGGCUGAAUUACAAUGUCAUAUGAGUGAGAUUGACCACUGCAAUGAUUUGCCUAUGCCUGAACUAAAGAAAGAAAGAAAGGCCGUUAUGCUGGAUCAAAAGGAAAAGAAACCAAUACCAAAGCCAAGGGUGCACAAAACAAGAAAUACGUCAGCAUCAGGUGGCUGUUACAAAGCAUCAUCUCAACCAAGAAGUGUCUGGAGAAAAAGUGGCCCCAUGAAAGACAAUGAGUUUAGUAGGUCAGAAGAAAAAAUAACUUGUAGAAGUGGAUUGUCUUCAUUUUCGGCACCGUCAUCCUUAACUUCUCUGAAUACCAGAGCCUCGUCUGAGAAAGCAGUGCUUGCCGAAAACCCUGGUCCUGAAGGUCCAUGGCUAGAAAGUACUUCACCACCAUUUUCCAUUAAUUUUACUUCCCACAAUGAGAGAUCUGGAGAUUCCAAUUUACUGAUGUGUGAAGAAACACCACUUUCACAAGAUGAGAGGAAGGAUACCAGCCCCAGUGGCUUGAAACUGGAAGAUAAUAUUAACAAAACCCUUUCUGUGAUAGAAGCAAUGACCACGACAGCGUAUGAGAAAACAAAGAAAUCAGAGAAGUCAACAGAUGACAGUUCAGAUAAAAAGGAGAACAUUGUGCAAGAGCAAAUAGUAACUGGUACAGUACAGGAAGCGUCAGUAGAUGGUCAGUCUGAACAUGUGGAGUCGAAGAAUACUUCAGAGGACUUUGUCAAGAAACAAAGUGAAACAAAGGCGACAGUUCUACAAAAAUCAAAACCUUCAUCUUGCAGGUCUCUGUCUUCUGCACACUUAAAGAAAAAAGCAAAAGCUGUUCCAUCAGCUACAGCUGUUUCACCUCAAUACUUGGGAACAUUGAAGGUGUUGGAGAAUAAACACUUGCAGAAGAACAGUAGAGAAUUUGACAAAGCAGAUAGUUUACGAGCAGCUGUUUUCCAGAAUUGGCUGGAAAAGAAAAGAGCUUUACUACUGGAAUUAAAGAGAAAUGAAAAGAAAAAAGCUGAAAAUCUGAGGAUCAAUACUGAAGAGAAAGAAGCUGUUAAAAGAAAGGAAGCAAUUGCAUCUUUCGAAGCCUGGAAAGCAAUGAAAGCAAAAGAAGCAAAGAAGUUAAGUGAAAAAAAGAAGCUCGAGGAACUUAAGAAAAAGAAAGCAGAAGAACAGAAUGCAGAGAAAAUAGAAGCAGCACAGAAGGCAUUUGAAAAAUGGAAAGAAAGAAAAACAGAAUAUUUAAGAGAGCAAAGCAGAAAGGAAAAACAGUCUGAAAGAAUCAGGAAGAAGAAAGAAGAGGAAUUGGUUGAAGAAAAGAAGAAAGACAACGUAUCAGCAGUUGAAAAAUGGAAUGAAAAAAAGGAAGAAUAUAUAAAACAAAAGAAGGCAGAAAAAAUCCUAGAGAGAAGAAAGCAAGAAAUACAACAGACAAAGAAGGACGAGAAAGAUAAAAAGGCUAUUGAAGAAUAUGAAAGAUGGCUGAAAAAGACAGAGAGGAGAGAGCAGCUUGAGAGGAAGCAAAAGAAACUCCAGGCUGCCUGUGGGGAUGAAGUGCGUUCUCCCUGGAGUCCACCUGGUAAAGUCAUGUAUUCAAGGAAUUACUGAGCGGUCUAUUGCGUUCUAUGAGAAAAGAUCGUUUGCAAACUUCUGACAGUGAAUAGUCAUUUAUUUCAAUAACAGCUGCUUUUCACUGGAUCUGUAAUAGAAGUUGCAUCCUUUCUUUUUAGUUAGUAUGAUCUCUGAAGAUUGUUUGUCCUUUUCCAGUGCUUUAGCAAAUGCACUAAUUUUUGUAAUUCUGCAUUUAACUUAGUCUUGCUAAAUACUAUGUUACUUCAUUCCUUUUUUGUGGAAGUCUCUAUUCAGGCUAUGUGAGACUGGACCCUGGUCUUUUUUUUCACACAGUAAGUAGCAGUUUAUUUAGCAGAAUGGUUAUAUUUAAGUUAUUAGGCCGUAUUACUAUUCAGCAUGAGUAAUGACAGUAAUUACUCAAAAUGAGUGGUCAGUUGCAACUAUGCACGUUCAGAAUCAGGGAAAAAAGAGAAGGAAAGACUUAAGUGUUUGCCUUCAGAAAUGUUUUAGAGACAAUCUAUUUAUAAACCAUUACAAGAUGAUCAACAGGUGAUAAACAAUUCAAUAAAAGGGAAAGUACAAGCAAGGGAGCUAAAUUGUAUGUGCAGGAUGAAAGGACAGUAAUGCUAGAUGAUGUGUUUGAAAUGUUUCUCUCCCUUUAUCUGCAAGACCGGUUUCGAAUGGGUAAUGGAGAGGCAAAAGCAGCUCUUAUGUGGUAGGUAAGAGUGUAUUUGUGAAGAAAGUACAUGAUCAAGAAUGCUCCUGCCAUGAGGAAGAUGGGACUGGGGAGUUAAGUGUGGAAGAACUGUGGGGUGAAGGCAGGAGGAGGAUGGGGAAGGAGAUGUUAGCUGUCUUGUGGUAGAGCAAAGACAUAAAGCUAAGCAAUAUGGUGGGGAGAUGUUGUUUUCAUGCAUUAAGAGAUGAGCUGCAGAGAACCCUUUUAUUAUGUUACACUGUGAAAUACAAAAAUAACUUUUAAAUUAAAAGUACAUCAUGCAGAAACAGCCUUUCAUGGGGCCAAACCCAGUUAGCUAUGGGAUGGUAGAAAAGAAUUAAGCUGGAACUGGUGAAAUGUAAAAUGAUCUAGGGCUGAGACUGUAGCUGUUAAUUCUGUUUCAGGUAUUCAUAUGCAUUCCAUCUAUUUCCUGUUUCCUACAGGAAACAGCUAUUUUAGAAGCAUGUUUUGUUGUUCACACAAAAUCUUACAUAAAAACUGCAAGGGCAGAACAGUGGUACUCUUCUGAGGCAAUCUUAGGCACUGAAAAUGACUUUUCUGGAGCUUAAUUAAAAGACUUCUGUUGUUGUUUUUCCGUGAUCAAAUAAAUCCCUCCCAAACACAUUUUCAUCAUUGCUAAUGAGCCGGUUGCUGUAGUAAGUUAUUAAAACUACUUCUGUGUUUUUUUUUUGUUGUUGUUUUGUUUUGUUUUUGUUCCCAUGGCUAUUUGCCUCACUAUUUUGGAAUCAAUGGGAAGACUACAGAUCUUUAGAGAUCUUCACAUCUCUUAUUUGCCUACUGUCUAAACUCAGGCUGUUAUUUACGUGUUUUCUUACUUUAAUUUUAAUAAUCAUGCCAGAUUUGUUCCUCAAGUGAGUAUUCAAAAAAAGAAAACCAACGAAAAACCCUAGUUCAUAAAUUGAUGUAUUUUCUCAAAUGAAAAUCUUGCACUUGUUUAGACUGACAACCUCCUUGGGAAGUAAAAGGAGCAUUUGAGAAGUAAACUUGCACUUUUACACUCUUAUUCUGUUUAUAAAUUACUGAGAUACUCAUUAAUUCUGUAUUUCAUUUAAUGCUGGGGCAUCUUCUCAGAAGAGAAAAAACACAAGACUGUCAAACAGAGGAACUUCUUCAGUUCCUGACAUUGCUUGCUUGUUUGUUAUGUUUUAGUGAGAGCCACUGAUUAUUUAAAAACAUUUGUUUUGGCCAUAACUAUUCUAUUGCCAUAAUGCUUUGUAGGUGAAAUUUAUUGUUGGUGUAUAUGUAAAAGGGAAAUUCAGAAGGAUAUCUCCUUAUGGUUGAAUAUGGUUCUGUUCAUUAUUGUUAGUAUGCACUCUUGUUUUGUGAAUGCAUAAUUCAGAGCUUUGUCAAGUUUGACAGAAGUAGAAAGGUAAAUAUGUUAGAACAGUCGGUGGUGGAGUAGUUAUCAUCAUUAACCUAAUUUCUGUCAGUAAAUAAGGGUAAAGGAAGGCUUAUAAGAUGCACAGUUUUCUGUAGCAAAUCAUCUAUUCACUAUCUAAAGAAGUAUUUGCUAAUCCUGAGAACAGUUAUGAGGUUUCGCUAAUAGUUGUGCUGGAUUUGUGUACAGCCAAAUCGUCUGAUAGAUCCUAUUUGAUCCAUUGUGAGGAGUGGUUGCAGGUUUGAUAUGGCUUCUCCUAGAUUGGGGUGUAUCUUUACCCCAGAAUCAGGUUUGAGUACAUUGACUCAUAUUUUACACUACACAUCUUGACUUCCAGUUUCCUUGCCGGCACCUAAUUCAUGGUAGCCCUGCUGUGGUUUGCAAUUUUUUAGCGGGUCUCUGCUGGUCCUACCUCUUGCUUCCAGGUCUGUUUCUUCCCCAAAAGGUAAUUGUACUUGACCUGGCUUUUAUAAUUUUGUUUGUUUCUAACGUUUGCUGCUGGCAUGCUCACCCAGAAAUGUUGUGGCUGGAACAGUUUUGUUCUACUAAAGAGUUUGUAGUGGAGCAAGGGACCUUUAUGAUACCCGUCCUUUGAUUAUAUGCAGUCUGCAGGUAAUCCAGCAAAUCCAGACUUUUACCUGGCUUCAACUGCACUUUACUAGAGAUAAUACAGACAAAUGAAUAGAGAGGACUUUAAUCAACUCUGGGCCUGGCUUUGUCUGCACUUCCUGCUACCUCGUGGCAGGUCAGGCAUUUUUUCCAGCAGUAGUGGUAUGACAAUGACUGUGUUAGUAUCCAGAGAGAAGGCAAAAGUUCACUGCCCACAGAAACAUUGAAGAAGUUGUGGACAUGCACAGCCAGAGCAGCUUCAGUGGACAAUCUAAGAGGCAGGGUAAAAUUAUAUAUACCAGCAGGAGACGUAACAGAAUUACAGCACAGCCAGAAUACAACAGAACUGCCAGCUCAAAUUAGCCCACCCAAAUUUUUAGGGGUGGGGUGGAGUGGGGAGAGGAACGAAUUCAGGCAUUUAGGCUGGAGCAGUGAUGUGCAUUGUCUGCUAGGCUUUUAACACUAGGAGCCUUGAGUUCAGGUUUAGUCAAGAAACCGUAGCACUGUAAUUUCAUGGGAAAAUGAAAUGUAUAUGAGACAGGAGAUUUUUCUGUGCAGCUAUCAUCAGGAGAGACUGAGACAAAGCAUGGAGCCUGUGUGAAAUUUGGCAUGCUGAAUCAUCUAGAUCUUUAUUUUUGCAGUGUCCAGCUAGAGUAAGCAAGGCAAGUCCCUGUGCUGACAGGCUUGCAGUUGAGGGAUGCAAAUGAAAAGAUUGUUAGAGGUAGUGGCAGAGCUGGAAAAAGGUAUAUCACAUGCCUAUUGCUAAGCUGAAUACUGCACCAUUACUCACUUUAAGCUUUUAGAUGAUUGGAUAGAAAAUUUUUGACAGAAGAUACAAGUGGGAAGAUGUUGGUGACAUCCUGCAAAGGAGUGAUAUUCCAAAAACUCACAUAAAUUCACAGCUUUUCAGUGAGAAAAAAAUGCUGAAGAUCUGUAGACACACACAGAAAAAAAAAAGUUGGUACAACUCUGUGUUUGACUUUUAUAAUAAAAUUUUGCGAGCUUUGUCUAAUCUUGCAUUAUAAAACUUUGGACAUGUUAAUGCAUGAUGUAGAAAAAUGGAGCUGAGGUGUACAGGUGUGUACAGUAACUUAUAAAAAUGUAUUUAUUUAUAAAUCCUGUUAUGUUUACAGAGGGGAAAUAUUUAUUAAUAAAGUAUAUUUUAGUAUAAUGG
Messenger RNA from Cygnus olor (mute swan), 6258 nucleotides. RefSeq names its product microtubule associated protein 9 (gene MAP9). Gene Ontology annotation, biological process: mitotic cytokinesis; regulation of mitotic cytokinesis; mitotic spindle assembly. Gene Ontology annotation, cellular component: astral microtubule. The record is from RefSeq and is a predicted model, not a curated record. Bases 13 to 2397 code for a protein of 794 amino acids. The transcript has 13 exons. Lineage: Eukaryota; Metazoa; Chordata; Aves; Anseriformes; Anatidae. Gene Ontology annotation, molecular function: microtubule binding.